This is a messenger RNA of Cryptotermes secundus, 1861 nucleotides long. Its product is annotated as zinc finger protein 721. NCBI's taxonomy places the organism in Eukaryota, Metazoa, Arthropoda, Insecta, Blattodea, Kalotermitidae. The coding region runs from base 218 to 1810 and encodes 530 amino acids. The transcript has 9 exons. The record is from RefSeq and is a predicted model, not a curated record.
GGUCGCGUAAUUCUUCUGACGUUCGUGUACUCGUCUACAUCGGUAAAUAAUUGUGGUAAAAAUGGCGUGCGCCGUGGGUUGGCGGUGGUGGAGUUCAUUGUAAAUAUCUUCUGCACUUUUAUGAUAGGUACAGGUUCAGCCAAACCAGUGCAUUCAGGCUCCAGCACACUCCUUACAGCUGUUGUCAUAUUCGUUAUGCUGGUAAUUAAUAAUUACGAUGGAUUAUGGCCUGUGGAACUUACAUGGGGGUUUUUGGGCAAGCAAUAACCCAUGCAGUGGGGACAGUGUGAGCAGACCGCUUUACACCACAGUCAGUGCUGGAAGCAGUGGUCCUUUUCAUGCCUGUACAGAUGGUUUAUCGUUUCCAACUGCUGCUUCCUCUCCACCAUGUCGUUCUUCAUACCGAAGUCAGCCUGAGUAUGUGGCUAUGAAACCAUCCAUUGCAGUGUCUGGUGGUCCUUCUGGUGUCUCUGAAAUCAGUGGGGGCCCCUCAGGAGAGAGGACAGAGCAGGUUUCUUGCAAACCAGUUGUUAUGUCUGUACAAAAUGAUGCAGUGGUGGAACAUAGUAGUGUUGAGAGUGUGAAUUCUUUGCAUGCCCAGUCAGGCCUCAGUGACACAUCUCCACUAACUCUAAAUCCAGGAACCACCCCAGUUUCAAGGCCAGAAGGCACUUCUAUGCAGCACACUCAUAAAAAGUUGAAGUCCCCUAAACAUCAGAAGAAGAAUUUUGCUGCUAUUGGCAGAAGUGAUAAUUUUGACAGCAUGUGGAAUCGCAACGUGAAGACUGAGAGUACUUUGCAGUAUCUCAACCAACAGUAUAAUCCCAUGUACAGUAUGAUGCUUGGUAGACUGACUAAUAAAACUCUUGAAGCAGCAUCAGAUGUGUCUGAUGAUGAUGAUGAUGAGGAUGAUGAAGAAGAAGAUGAAGAAGAAGAGGAGGAGGAGGAAGAGGAUGAAGAGGAGGAAGAUAAUGACAAUGGUGUUGGAGAAGGUGAUAGGUACAGUAACCAGUCCUCAUUAGCUAACAGAUCGCCACAUAGAAUUUGUAGCAGUGGAGGUAGGUCAGGAUAUGAGUGUGGAGAAUGUGGUCUUGUGGCUGACACUAGGCCAAGCUUGAAAAAGCAUAUAGCAAUUUGCCAUCCUGCUCCUGGGCCAGAUCCCAGCCUUGCUCAUGCACUCUUGAGCAAGAUAUCUGCAUCGUGUCCAAUGGCUUCAUGUCGGUUUCAUACAUCAGAAAGGGAUGAACUGGAAGCUCAUGUAGCAAGGCAUGUUGCUGAAGGAUACAGUCCCACAGGAAAGAAGCGUGCCGGUCCAGUGUCUCUACAGAGGGUCAGGUAUGAGAGAGAAGAAUAUCGCUGCCAAAUGUGUGCAUACACAUGUACCAUAGAGAAGGCAUUUUAUAAACACCUGAAAUUACAUUCAUUGGGACUCAACGUGUCAUCUGUUAAAAUUUCUUGUGUUAUUUGUGGCAAGGAUAGGCCUACAGAAGUGGACAUGAAUAAGCAUAUGAGGCGCCAUCGAGAUAACAGAUACUUCUGCUGUGACAUAUGCAUUUUUAGGACAGUGCAGCUGAAAAAGCUGAUACAGCAUAGGCGAAUGCACACUGGAGAGAAACCACAUUUGUGUCCUCACUGUGCGUACCGGUCUGCUCGUCGAGACAAUCUUCGUUCUCAUGUCCGUCGUGUACAUAAGAAAGAGAAUUUGUAUUGUGAUACAUUUUCUCCGAGAGGACUGAUCCUUACAGCCACUGCUACAACACAGCAGCAAGAGCAACUAGAACCAGCCAGCCCAAACCCUAGCCAAAACUGAGAUACUGUAGUCACUGAAUGUGAUUUAUAGACAAUGUUUCAUGUUAAUAUU